Messenger RNA from Schistosoma spindalis, 264 nucleotides. NCBI's taxonomy places the organism in Eukaryota, Metazoa, Platyhelminthes, Trematoda, Strigeidida, Schistosomatidae. The record is from the annotation of a GenBank genome assembly.
GAAAUAAUGAGGAAAGAAAAAUUGUAUGCAGCUAAAUGGAUUUUAGAUCUUACCGAAAAAAAUUAUGAACGAGCAUUUAAAACAAGAGGAACUCUUGAAGUUGAUGGAUAUGACAAAUAUCUGAAUAUGGUUACCGAAAAUUCUUCUUGGAAAAAAAAUAAUGGGAAAUCACUUUCUGAAAGAAACUCAACUCUACAACAAAUGGAGAAAGAAUAUAAACAGUCUAAAUGUACGUAUAAAAGAACCUUUUAUGUCAUGAAAUAA